AUGUGGCCACCGGUUGGAGUGUGGCUUCUGGUCGCGUUUGGCUUAGGCCGUGUUCGAGGGCAGUGUGAUAGCACUUCCCCGUACCGAACGUACGAUGGAAGGUGCAACAACCUUCAGAAUCCUUCGUGGGGAGCGGCCGGCACUGCCUACGGUCGACUGCUACCGGCCGAUUAUGGUGACGGUGUCUCGACACCACGCCGCUCAAGAACCGGUACGGAGCUACCGAGUGCUCGCGUCCUCUCGCUGACGCUAUUCAACGAGCAGUUCAUACAGGACCCUCGUACCACGCUGGUGAACAUGCAGUUUGGCCAGGUGGUGGCACAUGAUAUGGGACUCCGAGCGGGAGGUUCCGAUUCGGUGCCCUGCUGUACGAAUGGACGCGUGGUAAGCAAUCCGGGACGCCGAUGCUACCCGAUUCCGUUGCCACCGAACGAUCCGAUCACGGCAGCUGGUGGUGGCCAGUGUCUUGAUCUCGUACGGACUCGCAGCACUUUCGAUGUGAACCAGGCAGCCUGCAGUGUCAGUAGCCCUGCUCAGCAGCUGAACGAAGCCACUUCCUUCCUCGAUCUGUCCCUGGUGUACGGUAACAGUGCCCAGCAGAAUGCUCAACUACGAGCCUUCGUCGGAGGACGCAUGAAGGUGGAAAAUCGUAAUGGCACGGAUUGGCCACCACGUAACCCACAAUCGGGCACUGCUUGUACGCUGCGUUUAUCCACCGACACCUGCUACCUGACGGGCGAUGAACGGAGCAACAUCACACCGGAACUAACCAUCCUGCAUAUUGCGUUCCUUCGUGAGCAUAAUCGGAUCGCAGGUUUGCUCGCUCGCCAGCGCACGCUGUGGAACGAUGAGAAGCUGUUCCAGGAGGCACGCCGUAUCAACAUCGCCCAGUACCAGCACAUUGUGUACUACGAGUGGUUACCAUGGUUCCUCGGGCCGGAUCGAAUGACACAGCGAGGCCUGCUUCAACGCACGCCCGACUACGUCAACGAUUACAGUCCCAGCAUCAAUCCGACCACACUAAACUCGCACUCGAACGGUGCCUUCCGGUACUUCCAUUCGGCCAUCAUGGGUAGUUUAAGCUUAGCGCAGGAGUCACGAGCGAUCACGGGAUCGUUGAACAUCAACGAUCACAUGUUUAAUCCGACGGUAUUGGAGCGAAACGAUGGUUAUACGUUGCUGACACGCGGCAUGACCACACAACCAUCUGCACGCACCGAUUUAAGCUACGAUCCCGAGGUCCGUCACUUCCUCUUCCGAUUUGGUAAUCGUUUCGGGACGGAUCUGAAGGCGCUGGACAUACAGCGCAGCCGGGAUCAUGGUAUUGCUGGAUACAACGCAUUCCGCCAGUACUGUGGACUCAGUCGGGCCACACGAUGGCAAGAUUUCGUCGAACUGCGUGGUCCUGCGGAUUUUCAACGCUUAGCCGCGUUGUACCGUACGGUGGAUGACGUGGAUCUAACGGUGUCCGAGUUCUUCGAGCGACACAUACCGGGCACACAGGCCGGACCGACCUAUCACUGCAUUCUGAUGGAACAGUUCCUCCGCACACGCCGUGGUGAUCGGUUCUUCUACGAGAAUGGUAACACUGCCGGUGCCUUUACGGUUUACCAGCUGCGAGAGAUACGGAAAGCCAGCAUGGCACGGAUCCUCUGCAACAACUCACCAGGUGUUACGCAGAUGCAGCGUCAGGCCUUCCAGCAAAUAGCGGAAUUUAAUCCACUGCAACUGUGCAGCUCCCUACCGCAGCUCGAUGUUCGCUUCUGGUAA
Molecule: messenger RNA, 1770 nt
Organism: Anopheles aquasalis
Lineage: Eukaryota; Metazoa; Arthropoda; Insecta; Diptera; Culicidae
Product: peroxidase-like
Biological process (GO): response to oxidative stress
Molecular function (GO): heme binding; peroxidase activity
Source: RefSeq, a predicted model, not a curated record